This is a messenger RNA of Planococcus citri (citrus mealybug), 1251 nucleotides long. Its product is annotated as carbonic anhydrase 2-like. The transcript has 6 exons. The coding region runs from base 116 to 1039 and encodes 307 amino acids. The record is from RefSeq and is a predicted model, not a curated record. NCBI's taxonomy places the organism in Eukaryota, Metazoa, Arthropoda, Insecta, Hemiptera, Pseudococcidae.
CAAUUCGAUAAAAAUAGUCAGUUCCCUCAAAAAAAAAACACGAAUUAGGUAAACGAUAAUAAUUUAAAAUUUUGAGCCACUUGUGCGCUGACGUUAUGUGAGAAUAUCUCUCAUAAUGCAUUGUCAAUCACAAAACGACUUUCUUCAAAUGAUGCGGUUUUUGCUGCUGAUUUUUAUUGCGAAUUUUUUAUCAAUUCAAUUAAGAUUAGGCUCAGCUGGAAAAUCCGAAUUAUUUGUUAACAGAUAUCAUAUUCCAUCCAAAACUCAAGGCCCAUUAAACAUCAACACCAGUAAAGUGAAAAAUAUUGCUUUAUCACCUUUCCGUGUCACAGCGUUAUUGGGUGAAAGUACAAAAGUGAUGAAUACAGGGAAUGCCAUUGAAGUGGUCAAUACUGAAAAAAAUUCAGGAACAACAGUAACCGGAGGUCCUCUUCAAAACGACAUUUACGAAUUCCAUCUCACCAGGUUUUAUUGGUCUAGUAAUACCAGUGGACCUGUGGCCACCCUCGUGGAUGGUGCAGAUGGAGUUCCAAUAGAGGCCGUCCAUUAUUGGUUCAAUCGAAAAUAUGGCUCUUUUGAGAAUUCAAAAAAUUAUAGAGAUGGUAUGGUUGCAUUUUCAUUUCCAGUCAAAGUUGGUCCAGUUCCUAGCCUCACAUUUCUUCCUUUUUCACGAAAAUUAAAACAAGUUCGAGAAUCGAAUUCAUCUGUAUCUGCCUAUCUUUUUGAGCAUUUCGUCUGGUUUGAUGGAUAUCUGUUACCCAACACUCCCUAUUUUUCUUACCCAAGCUCCUAUACAGAUUAUAAAACAUCCAAAAAAUAUUAUUGCACUACGGCUGUUAUAUUUCGUCCAAAACCCAACUUUAUUUCAAUAACACAAUUCUGUGAAUAUUUUCUAACUCUGAAGAACUCUAAAGGAGGCCGAUUGACAAAUGCGGUACGAAGUCAUCCUCAAGGCGACAUACCAGUUAUACAAGCUGAAGGGCAAACACAAAUUUUCAUUCCUUAUGGGAAACGACUUCUUGAUUUAUCUCAACUAUAGCUGCUUAUCUUGGAUCUGUUCACAAAUUACUUUUUUGACAUUCACUGUGACUAUCAUUAAUUUUUGUCAUAAUUAGGUAGGUACUUGAUAACUAUCUACCAGUCGUAUGAAAGAAUCAUUUUGUCAUAGAAAAAAUAAAGAAGUAACUUGCGUUUAUCACCCUCAACAAUCUUAAAACUUAUCGAUAUAAUUAAAAUGGAUCUUAAAGUGAA